Messenger RNA from Monopterus albus (swamp eel), 2445 nucleotides. Its product is annotated as delta-type opioid receptor-like. Gene Ontology annotation, molecular function: dynorphin receptor activity; neuropeptide binding. Gene Ontology annotation, cellular component: neuron projection; plasma membrane. The record is from RefSeq and is a predicted model, not a curated record. Gene Ontology annotation, biological process: sensory perception of pain; G protein-coupled opioid receptor signaling pathway; neuropeptide signaling pathway. NCBI's taxonomy places the organism in Eukaryota, Metazoa, Chordata, Actinopteri, Synbranchiformes, Synbranchidae.
GUGUGCGUGUGUGUGCGUAUGGGUCUAGCCUGAUUGCGCGCCGCCUCUCCAUCAGUGAGUGUGCACUAGUAUCCGCAAAGCCGCUGCUGCUCCUCUCCAGACGCGCAGUACCAUCCACAAACUUUGAUGAGCUCAAACCUUCACUAAGGCAACUAAACGAGACGGGGUGAAUUACUACUGAGAGAACACAUUUUGUUAAUUAUAUCUGACAGGGUGCGUCCGAUAAUUCGGGUUGAUUAAGGUGUCACAAUGGAAGGCACUCCGGUUGAAAUUUUCAAGGGAGACAACGUGUGCCUGUCCACACUGCUGCAAGACUGUCCAUUGAAUUCUUCGUCCUGGGUGUCCGGAUUCUCAGACACCCGCAAUGUGACCAGUGAUGGCAGCUGGGAGCCGGAGAGCAUGUCUCCCAUCAUCCCCAUCAUCACUGCAGUCUACUCAGUGGUGUUUGUCGUUGGCUUGUUGGGCAACUGCCUCGUCAUGUAUGUCAUUAUUAGGUACACAAAGAUGAAGACAGCCACCAACAUUUACAUUUUCAACCUAGCACUUGCUGAUGUUUUGCCUUUCCAGAGUGUCAACUACCGGAUGGGAACCGGGCCGUUUGGGGCCAUGUUGUGCAAGACAGUGAUCUCCAUCGACUACUACAACAUGUUCACCAGUAUCUUCACACUCACCAUGAUGAGUGUAGAUCGCUAUGUGGCUGUGUGCCACCCAGUGAAAGCCCUGGACUUCCGCACUCCCGUCAAAGCCAAGAUGAUUAACGUGUGCAUCUGGAUCCUGUCCUCGGCUGCAGGGAUACCUGCCUUUGUUCUAGGUGGCACCCAGACAAACAGUGACAUAACCGAGUGUGCCUUACAGUUCCCAGAGCCGUAUGUAUACUGGGACACACUGAUGAAGAUUUGUGUGUUUGUCUUUGCCUUUGUUGUGCCUGUGCUCAUCAUCACUGUGUGCUACUCCCUGAUGGUCCUGAGACUGAAGAGUGUGCGCAUGUUGUCUGGCUCACGGGAGAAGGAUCGUAACUUGCGCCGGAUCACCAGACUUGUAGUGGUUGUGGUGGCUGUGUUCGUGGUCUGCUGGACUCCUAUUCACAUCUUCAUCUUGGUUAAGGCGCUUGUGAGUGUGCCCGAGACUACUGCCAUCAUGGCCGCGUAUUUCUUCUGUGUGGCUCUGGGCUACACCAACAGCAGCCUCAACCCUGUGCUCUAUGCCUUUUUGGAUGAGAACUUCAAACGCUGCUUCAAAGACUUCUGUCUCUCAGCCAAACUGAAGGGGGAGAAGGUGUCAGGGAGCAAAAAGGGCCCCAGCACUAUCCAGGAGGCCGCUGUUCCCCUGGAGAACCCAGAUGAGACUAGUAGGCCGACAUGACUAGCAGUGGAACUGUCGUCAAUUUCCCACAUCGGGAAAGAAGACUCGCAUGACUUGGGCCUAACCCAUGUCACGUCAGUAAUGUAGACUGUAGUUCAGACCCUUUUAUUGUUGAUACAUUUUCAUUAUUACAGGACUUAUCUUGUGCCAAUAAUGUGAUUUCAUUUCAGAAAUUAAGUGAAAGUUAUAACUGUAUAUAUAUCACAUAACUGUAUGACAACAGCUUCAUCCUCAUCCCCUCUGCUGACUGUUGCCAUUUAUUAUUUAAAUUUGCAGGUGCAUGCAAACAGGGAGAUUGUUUUGUUUGAACAGGAAAGACCAUAAGGUCGUCUUCAACAGCUUUUUAAAAUCAUUCCUAAAUAUUUGCAAGAAAGUGCUGCUCAUUAAUGAUACUAAUUACAGAGCCGCAAAUGAUUAGUCAGUUCAUUAAUAAGUUAAUUAACAAAGUGAAUCUGCAGCUGCUUUGAAAAUCAAAUAACCAUUUAGGUUAUUUUUGGGUGUUGGAUUGUUUGUCAGACAAAACAAGACAUUUAAAGAUGUCACCUUGGGAUGUUAGAGUUUAUAGAAGCCCUUUUUUUAAAAGUAAAAACUUUUUAAAAGUUUAAUAGACAAAAAAGAUCAGGAAGAUAAUGAAUUGCUAUUAAAUAAUCAUUUUUAGUUUAGUUACUUGAAAGUGUCCCAAACAACACUUCAUAAGAAGUCAUUAGAAUAUAUUUACAUACUUUACGCAUCAGUGUUUUUAUAAUUUUGAUUUAUUUAAUUGAAUUUUCUUUAUGUCUCUCUCCUUUUACUUCUUCCCCUUCACUUUGGCUGAGAGUCAUUUCGUCCUGUAUUUUUCUAUUGCCAAACGUGCCUUUAAUAGUCCAGGGUAUGUCAUCUUUGUAGCAACAGGAAAUGAUUUAGGAACAGUACUUCAUGUAUAAAAUGUUUUUAUAGAACAUGCCUGUGACAGCUGCUUGAAUCUCUGACAGCAGAUACGUGUCAAAAUCCUUUUCACCUCUUAAAGGGUUUGGAUUGUGCUGAUCCUGACUCAUUUAAGAAAAAAACACUCAGUUGCACCUAAGCAGGUUUAUUUAAAAGAAA